AGCAGCCAGCCGCAGUAGCCGCCGCAGCCGCGGGAGCAGUGCAGACGGCAUCUUGAGAACGCGCUAAAGCACUCGGAACCGUGGACCAUGCCGUGUCACUGCAACGGGGAGGGGGGCAAACUCGCUUUUUUUUGACAUAAAAGCCAGCCAGCCAAAAAUAUAUAAUUUUGUCCUUCACGGAGCCGGUGUGUAAAGAGUGAGCGCUAUUUUCCUCCUCCUCCUCCUCCUCUUCUCCCUCCUCCUCUUUCUCCUUCUCCUCCUCUUUUUCCUCCUCCUCCCCAAGUGCAUAGACAGCAUCACAUCACCUGGUUGCUUCUGAGAAAAGGCAUCUCUCCUUUUCAGGGACUAGAGACUCAGAAAGAGGAGACAUUCUAAUGGAGACUGCCUGAUACCCCCCCCACCACCACCACCAAAAAAAUAAAAUAAUAAAUUUUGUCUCUUGUCCCCUCCUCCUACCCCCACCCCCUCAACCCUGUGUGAGAUGUUGGGUUUCUUCUUCAUGAGACAUUGUCGAGAAGUCGCAGUGGUUGGAGAGGCGUAGGGGGUAGACUGCCUCUGCCUCUACUCCCUCCCCCCUUUUUUCUCUCUGGGAGGAGGAGGAGGGGAAGGGGUUUUGCAGAGCAAGCGAUGGAUGAGGAAAACAUGACGAAAAGCGAGGAGCAGCAACCUCUGAGUUUGCAAAAAGCCUUACAGCAGUGCGAGUUGGUACAAAACAUGAUAGACUUGAGCAUCUCCAACCUGGAAGGGCUUAGGACCAAAUGUGCUACCUCCAACGACCUCACACAAAAAGAAAUCCGGACCCUGGAGAGCAAGCUGGUGAAGUACUUCAGCCGGCAGCUGUCCUGUAAGAAGAAGGUGGCCCUGCAGGAGCGCAACGCGGAGCUGGACGGCUUCCCCCGGCUCCGGCACUGGUUCCGGAUCGUGGACGUGCGCGAGGAAGUCCUGGAGGAAAUCUCCCCGGGUCAGCUGAGCCUGGAGGACCUCCUGGAGAUGACCGACGAGCAGGUGUGUGAGACGGUGGAGAAGUAUGGAGCCAACCAGGAGGAGUGCGCCCGCCUCAACGCCUCGCUCUCCUGCCUCAGGAACGUGCACAUGUCAGGAGGCAACCUUUCCAAGCAGGACUGGAUCAUCCAGUGGCCCACCCCAGAGACGGGCAAGGAGAACAAUCCCGUGUGCCCUCCGGAGCCCGCCCCGUGGAUCCGCACCCACCUCUCUCAGAGCCCCAGGGUCCAGUCCAAGUGUGUCCAGCACUUGUGUCACACCAGCCCCACGCCGGGGGCCCCCGUGUACACCCACGUGGACAGGCUCACCGUGGACGCCUACCCAGGCUUGUGCCCGCCGCCGCCCCUGGAAUCGGGCCACCGUUCCCUGCCCCCCUCACCCCGCCAGCGGCACGCAGUCCGCACCCCACCACGCACCCCGAAUAUCGUCACCACUGUGACCCCGCCAGGCACGCCGCCCAUGAGGAGGAAGAACAAGCUGAAGCCCCCGGGGACGCCGCCGCCCUCCUCCCGAAAGCUGAUCCACCUGAUCCCGGGGUUCACGGCGCUGCACAGGAGCAAAUCCCACGAGUUCCAGCUGGGUCACCGCGUGGACGAGGCGCACACGCCCAAAGCCAAGAAGAAGAGCAAACCUUUGAACCUCAAGAUCCACAGCAGCGUGGGCAGCUGCGAGAACAUCCCCUCCCAACAGCGCUCCCCGCUGCUGUCCGAGCGCUCCCUGCGCUCCUUCUUCGUGGGACACGCGCCCUUUCUGCCGUCCACCCCUCCUGUCCACUCGGUCCACACCACGGAGGCCAACUUCUCCGCAAACACACUGUCAGUGCCGCGCUGGUCCCCGCAGAUCCCGCGCAGAGACCUCGGCAACUCCAUCAAGCACAGGUUUUCCACCAAGUACUGGAUGUCUCAGACGUGUACAGUCUGUGGGAAGGGAAUGCUUUUUGGCCUCAAGUGUAAAAACUGCAAGUUAAAGUGCCACAACAAAUGCACCAAAGAAGCCCCGCCCUGUCACCUCCUCAUCAUCCACCGGGGUGAUCCGGCAAGGUUGGUCCGGACAGAGUCGGUCCCGUGUGACAUCAACAACCCUGUACGGAAGCCACCUCGGUAUUCGGACCUGCACAUCAGUCAGACUCUCCCCAAAACCAACAAAAUCAACAAGGACCACAUCCCUGUCCCUUACCAGCCAGACUCCAGCAGCAACCCCUCAUCCACGACGUCGUCCACGCCGUCCUCACCAGCACCCCCGCUCCCUCCCAGCGCCACGCCGCCUUCUCCCCUGCACCCUUCCCCGCAGUGCACGAGGCAGCAGAAGAACUUCAACCUGCCAGCUUCUCACUACUACAAGUACAAGCAGCAGUUCAUCUUCCCAGAUGUAGUGCCGGUGCCAGAGACGCCAACCCGGGCGCCCCAGGUCAUCCUGCAUCCGGUGACUUCAAAUCCAAUCUUGGAAGGAAAUCCAUUACUUCAAAUUGAAGUGGAGCCAACCUCGGAGAAUGAAGAGGGCCGCGACGAAGCCGAGGAGUCGGAAGACGACUUCGAGGAGAUGAACCUGUCCCUCCUCUCGGCCCGGAGCUUCCCGCGCAAGGCCAGCCAGACCAGCAUGUUCCUGCAGGAGUGGGACAUCCCCUUCGAGCAGCUGGAGAUCGGUGAGCUCAUCGGGAAGGGCCGCUUCGGGCAGGUGUACCACGGCCGCUGGCACGGCGAGGUGGCCAUCCGGCUGAUCGACAUCGAGAGGGACAACGAGGACCAGCUCAAGGCCUUCAAGCGGGAGGUGAUGGCCUACAGGCAGACGCGCCACGAGAACGUGGUCCUUUUCAUGGGCGCCUGCAUGAGCCCGCCGCACCUGGCCAUCAUCACCAGUCUCUGUAAGGGACGGACACUCUAUUCGGUGGUGAGGGACGCCAAGAUCGUCCUGGAUGUCAACAAAACCAGACAGAUCGCUCAGGAAAUUGUGAAGGGCAUGGGUUACCUCCACGCCAAGGGGAUCCUUCACAAGGACCUCAAAUCCAAGAACGUCUUCUACGACAAUGGCAAAGUGGUCAUCACGGACUUUGGGCUCUUCAGCAUUUCCGGGGUGCUGCAGGCUGGCAGGCGAGAAGACAAACUGCGCAUUCAGAACGGCUGGCUGUGCCACCUGGCACCGGAGAUCAUCCGCCAGCUGUCCCCCGACACAGAGGAGGACAAGCUUCCGUUCUCCAAGCACUCGGACGUCUUUGCACUCGGCACAAUCUGGUACGAGCUCCAUGCCAGGGAGUGGCCUUUCAAGACCCAACCAGCCGAGGCAAUAAUAUGGCAGAUGGGCACAGGCAUGAAGCCCAGCCUCAGCCAGAUUGGCAUGGGAAAAGAAAUCUCGGACAUUCUUCUUUUCUGCUGGGCCUUCGAGCAGGAGGAAAGGCCCACGUUCACCAAGCUCAUGGACAUGCUGGAGAAGCUGCCAAAACGCAAUCGCCGCCUGUCUCAUCCCGGACAUUUCUGGAAGUCUGCAGAGCUGUGACCCUGGGACAAUGGGACCACGCUGGGCUGCCUCAGCUCCUGAGCCACCUCUCUCUCCCUGCUCCGCCCCUGCCAGCUCGGGAGGCCAGAAGCUCACCACCAGAGGGUCCCGACGGCCGGCUUCUGAGCGCCGCACGACUGCACCGUGGCCGCCCUGCACCCCAGACGUGCGCCCCUCUGCUCGGGCAGGGGCAGGGACCCCCGAGUCAGGACCCACCUGAUCAGCCAGGGUGACGGGAUUGAUGAGUGGGGCCCAGGGGACGGUGUGGCGAGGACAACUCCAGGCUGAAGGUGGAGACCCUGGGCUGCGGGGGGCCGGCAGGAGACCCCGCCCACCAGGCAGGACGUUGACUGGUCAGUGCCGCGCGUGCGCACACGAGGCCCGCUCUGCUGGCCCCCACGAGAGCAGCCCAACUGCCCCGCCUGGAGCCCCCGCUGCUGUGGCCUCUGUAGGUCAAUGGGGAAGGGCAGCCCCAGCUGGCUCAAGGCCACUGUGCAGGGCCAGGGUGGGGCAGGGCAGGGGUGGCCAAGCCCAUUCCCUUGGAAACAUCUAGUUCAGAGGCCCCAACCCAAGCCUGGCACGGUGCCUGGCACCUCUGGACGCAGCUCCCACGUGCGCCGCGACAGUCCUGCGUGUCUUUCGAGCCUCGUCCUGCCUUUGUCCUCUGCCCUGCGAGAGGGUCAUCCUAUCUCAUCUCACUGUGCCAUUUGGAAGGCACAGUGACUCCCUGGAUUAUGUGGGGGGUGGGGGGCUCCUUAGGGCUCAUGACAUCCCCUGAAGUCUAGGCCCCAAGAACUAGGAUGGGGGGGGGUGUUCUAGCACAUUCCUUUCCCUUGCUCUUGGGCAGCUGGCACACCCACAGUGAUGGUCUCUGGGGCGCGUGUGGAGUGGGUUUCGGGGUUACCUGUCUGGGAGGAGCUUCUCUGGCUGCUCCACCCCAUAAUAAGCCUCGUUGGGGAAGCGGGGAGGGAGCCCUUUUGUAGAAAUCCUUCCCUUUCCAGUCCAGCCUGGGGCAGUCCCUGAGUGGCCUCCUGUUGGGAGCCAGGGUCCCCUUGCCUAUUUGUGCUCACUCAACGUCCCCUCUUGCCAUCCCUCCCCUUGCUCAAGGCCUGGACUGGUGGCGUUUCCCCCAGAGCAAGGGGGAGGAGAGCCUCUGGCUCAUGUCCCCAAAGCCCUGACCCCAUGGAUCUGACCUGGCACUAAAGGGAAAUCUGUCCCCACCAAGAGCAGCAGCAGAGGUAGCAGAGCAGCUGCAGGGCGCCCAGGGCCGGCCCACGGUCCCUCUGGACCUCCUGGCCACUGCCCAGCCUGGUGACCUCACAGCUCCUCCGGCAUCCACGCAUCGCCCUCCCAGGGAGGGAGACCCAGACUUCAAAACCUGACCUGAGCUGACAUCAAAAUCCAGCCACAUGCACGGGGACCUUCCCCACCUGGGUGGCCCCAGACCGCUCCAGCUCCGGGAAGAACAGGGCAACCUUGUGCUUCCCCAGAACUGGGCCCAGGGGGGUCCCCUGCGCCCCCCAAGGGCCUCCUUGCCUUGCCACAUCCCCACCUGCCUGGGACCAGGAGACUCAAAACCCCAUGGGGCCCUUCCUAAGUGGACAUUCCUGUUCUGGGGACAUCCGUCCUGGUGGCUCUUGGCCUGGUGAUUGCUUGUCUUGGGGGCAUUUCACACGCACUUACAAGACACCCAGAGCUCUUGUCUGAAGAUGCCCCCUUCCAACAGUGCCCUCUGUGGAGCCCCCGAGUCCCUGGCCUGGGUGGACCACCCAGCCUGUGCCCAGCGACCUACUGAGUGCCUGCCAUCCAGCCCCGGCCUCUCUUUAAUCCCCACCCGGACUUGUGGGUCCACAGACUCCAGAAUUUCCCUGCACCUUUGUGCCCAAAGAGGAAACGAGGAAGGAAAGAGGCAGCCGGGGUCCAGAGCCCCCAAAGUUGAAAUGCCCCCCAGAGCUGCCCCCUGAUGCCCCAGACUCUCCUGCCUCCAGAAUUAACCAAAAUAGCCGACCACCACCUUGUCAAGGUCCAGCGGGGUCUCCCAAGGGUGACUCUCCAUGUGACCCUGAGCCCCUGUUGGGAGUUGGGACAGGACCUGGGUGAUCCACGGAGAAGGCCCAACCUCCCCCCAUCCCUUGGCCCCUCUGGGGCUUCUUGGCCUUGGGGUCUGUUCCAUGUCAUCUUGGUCCCACGUCACCUCUUCUUGACUUCGCACUCCUUCCUCCUCUGUCCCCACCUGCCGAGAUGUCCGCUGCAGUCCGAACUGGACGCUGGCUCCAGGCUUCCCUGACCCCCACCCCAGCCCAGCCCCCUUACUUGUUUAAAUCCAGGGAGAAUCGGGCCCCUCUCUCCCACGGCCUGGGUCUGUUUGCUGAGGGACAAUUGGGGGAGAACGUGGUCAUUCGUCCUUUGAGGGUGGAAGAGGAGAGAGACGUACUUGCCCGUUUUAGCUACUAGCUUGUCCUGCGUCUGGUUCUAUAGGACCCACCCCGUGAAGGGGAGCUGUGUGUGUGUGUGUGUGUGUGCGCCUCUCCCUGCAGGUGACACGAGUCACCAGCUCAACAGCAAGUUGCUUCCGUCUGUGCCUCACAUGCAGCAAACCCCUCUCUGUUCAGGCGUCCCUCGGGGACCACUCUGCAGGGGGAAGGUCCCCCGGGGGCCUGGACCUUCAGAGGGACACUGCUCGGCUUCUGUUGAAGGGCACCCGGUGGCCCGCUAACCCCCACCCACUCCUCACACGACAGAUGAUCCUCUUGAUCUCGUGUAGGGACAUCCCCCAGUGGCCCCAUCCCCAGAGCCAAACCGGAAACUAAAUUGCCACCUAGGUCUCCCUGGUCCUGGUUUUCCCUCUCAGGGGUCAAAGAAAAGAAUUCCAUGUCACCACGUCCCCCUCCUGUCCCCCCACGUCCACCUGGGCUCGGCCUAUGGACGCCCUUUCUUUACCUAUGUGGGUAACGGGACUCUGUGUCCAGGGAGCCUGCAUCUCCUCUCUCCCUGCGCCACCCCGUGUCCCCACAUCGUGCCCCCAAACACAAGCACAGAAACCCAGACGCCCCCAACCUUCCGUAACCCUCCUCCCACCUGUCGCGGGUCCUCCGAGGCGCUCUGAUCUCUGGACCCCUCGCUAUCUUGAGACAUCUAGAGCUGAGGGGACAAGCUUCGGCCUGAGGACCCAAUGGCUCUUGUGUCUCAUUGAUUUGUUUUUUAAUUGGGAGGAAAAUAUCAAAGGAAUCGUAACAUCUCACGACUUAGAGAAGCUCUAGGAAAUGCACAUGUCACGACACACAGAAUUCUCUUCACGUGGAACUUAUUUAUUCACAUGUUGUCCAAGUGGCUUUGGGGUUCCAGUGACACACAUAGAUGAUGGGGCCCCCCGAUUGGAAACGCAACCUAGACCUUGGCCAGCUGGGCCUCCUGUGACCUGGGGGCUGAUUCCCAAAGGACCAGUCACCUCCUGUGUGGUUCCCAGAGCAGGAGGAAUGCCUGGGGGGGGGGGCCUGGUUUCAACAGGCGACAGGCUGUCCCACGGCCUGCCCUAGGGAGGUAGAAAGCCCCCUGCCCUGGACAGGUGUGAGCAGCUGUUGACCACGUGGCCUGCAUCCUGUGGAGGCCGGUCAAUCCCCGGGGUCUGCUCUUGAGGUCACUAUGCCAGGGGUGGGGUUCCCCCGUGACCUGGGGGGAGCGUUCUCAUGACGGUGCUUGACGUGGGCGAGGGGCGCUGGAGGACCCCCAUCUCUGGCUUUCCUUCUCCCGCUCGUUCUCAGCCUGGAGCCCCCAGAUGCACCUCCCUGUCCGCAUGUCCUGCCAGCCUCCAGUUCACCCUGGUCUCGUCCCGAGUGCGUGGCCAUGCCCCCCCCACCCCCCGCCCGGGUUAGCUCCCUGGAGUAACACAAGUCACCACACGUGUGCUGGGUGGCUUAACGCAACAGAAAUGUGUCCUCUCGCAGUUCUGGAAGCAGGAAGUCCAAAAGCUCGGCGGUGGCAGGCUCCCUCCAAAACCGCUGGACCACGGAGCCCCCUCCCAGCCCUAUUUUGUAUUUUGUUUAGAGACAGGGGCUCAGGAGCUGCUUAGGGCCUCGCCAUUGCGGAGGCUGGUUUUGGACUCCUGAUCCUCCAGCCUCGGCCUCCCCAACCACUGGUCCCCGAUUCUUCUUAACCUCUUGGUUCUUUCGGCAAACCUCGGCGUUCCUUGGCUUGUGGCUUGUGUCCCUGGGUCUCUGUCCUCUCCUAUUCUUCUAGUCCAUCUGCAGGGCCCGUGCGGGGUCCCGGGGUGAGGAAUUGAGCAUGCCUUUUCUUUUCCUUGGAGGGGAUACACUCCACCCACAGCACCCACCAGCCCGCCCGACUCUCCCCUCCUGCUGGGCAUCCUCGUGUGGCUUUCCUGGGGGCCUGACCAGUGAGUGGCCUUCCCUCUCGGGGGGAAGGGCCUUCCUUCCCAGGCCGUAAAGGGUGCGUCUUUCAGGGUUGGAGGAUCCCCUCCCUCCACGGAGGACUGAGCUGGGGGAAGUGGGCCUUGCCAGGGCUGCAGAAGGUGGGCAUGAGACCCCGAGUGUCCCAUGCCCCUUGAAUCUAAUGCAAGACAGAACGCCCCCAAGGGAAAGCUCUGGCCAAUGGUGUUUCCAACAGGGUCCCAGCCUGCUGUGGGUUGGUGACUUUCCCAACAUUCCAUGGCUCUGAGGCCAAGGUGAAAAUAAUGUCGGAUUUUACCUCGUUAGGAGGAUACCCACCUGGGCUUUCAUCUCCAAUCAGGCCACUGAGACCCAGAUCCUGAAAGAUGCUGAUCUAGUCCAAAGAGGCAAAUAGGUAGCACGUCUGUCUCCACCGCCAGCUCCGGCCCCCUCUGCAGACAUUGCCAGUCGAUCCCAGAGGCAGCCACAGAGCAUUAGAGGUGGACAUGCGUGACUGUCCCUGACUGCAGGCUUCCCUUCCUGUCACAGGCACAGGGUUGGAGGCCCAGAGAAAGAAGGUAAAAGUUCCCCCGAGUCAGCUCCCUUGGAACAGGCAGAGGCUGGUUUAAACUCAGAAAUAUCCAGAAGCCCCGGGUUCGGGGUGUCAUUGACAGACAUGUGUCAGGGCCUACAGAAGUUUCACUCAGGGGACUUGGAGGGGGCAGGAGGAAGGAUUUUGUCCCCAGGCCCUAGUGUCUGAUGCUGUCUGAUCAUCUGCCUGCUGCUUGGAAAGGAUCUCUUACUCUCUGGGAUGGUCUCCCUGCAAGGCCCCAACCUCACCCCCAGCUAUCUAACAGCUGGGCUGGGAGGGCCCACGGACGGGGGGCGCUGAGAAAGAUGGCCGUGUGUGCAUGGUGGUGGGCAGGGGACCAGGAAGAUGGUUCUGUAUCAAAUCAGUUUGCAAAAGUUCCAUAGUUCUGUCUGGCAUCUGGGGAGCUGGGAAAUGUCAAACUGUGAGGAAGAGGAAUCUCCUCUAUAUGGAAGUUUCAGAAUUAAGUUUUCAAGCAGGUGUCUUCUGGGGUCCUAGUGGACCACCAGCUCUAUACCUGAGCUCUUGCCCCUGACACCAGCUUGGCGGCCAAGAGUACCUUUUGCAGACUGCCUCUUUGUUUCCUUCCUCCCCUUACUGCCCCCUACCCAGCUGGUCCAGGUGGGAGCAGGGCCUUUGAGUCCCACCUGGAUGCCCGUGGCCCAGGUUCACAUGGAACUCCAAGACUAUUUUCUUUCACUCAGUGGGUGGUUUAUUGAGCACCUACUACCUUUGCCCGGGGCAUUUGGUGAUGAGCCAUGCAAAGCCUCCCCCAUUCUGAAGUUCAGAGCCUAAGAAAGACAAGGAAAUGUCAACCACAAAAGGUACACAUUUGUGGCUCACAAGGGACUGGGGGAGGAAAACUCAAAGGGGAACAGAAACUCCGGGUGGGCUCCACGACAGAGAGUUAUUGGCAAAGGUCUUUGGGAGGAGGUGACAUCAGUGGAGAUCUAAACAGGGAGGGAGGGAGGGGAGGAUGAUCUUUCUAAGCCAAGGUUUCUCACCCUGGGGGGGUCGACAAAGGGCCCAGAGCGUUCUUUAUGGUGGGUGCUGUGGUGGGUGCUGUAGGAGCAUCCUCUGUCCUCCCUGUUAGAUGCCAGGGCACUGCUA
This is a messenger RNA of Ictidomys tridecemlineatus (thirteen-lined ground squirrel), 9576 nucleotides long. RefSeq names its product kinase suppressor of ras 2 (gene Ksr2). Gene Ontology annotation, molecular function: protein kinase activity; ATP binding. The record is from RefSeq and is a predicted model, not a curated record. Gene Ontology annotation, biological process: calcium-mediated signaling; protein phosphorylation; Ras protein signal transduction. Gene Ontology annotation, cellular component: cytoplasm; cytosol; plasma membrane. Lineage: Eukaryota; Metazoa; Chordata; Mammalia; Rodentia; Sciuridae.